Lactuca virosa is the source of this 3270-nucleotide messenger RNA. Lineage: Eukaryota; Viridiplantae; Streptophyta; Magnoliopsida; Asterales; Asteraceae. The record is from the annotation of a GenBank genome assembly.
AUGGUACCUGGUCAACCAAGUACCGAUCGACCUGACAUUGUUACACGUAUGUUCAAGAUUAAGCUUGAUGAGCUGAUGAAUGACAUAAGGAAAAAACAUCAUUUUGGUUGUACAAAAUCCGUUAUUUACACAAUUAAGUUCCAAAAACGUGGGUUGCCACAUUGUCAUUGUCUUGUGUUUCUUCAUCCGCCAGAUAAAAUAACCACAGCCCAAAAGAUUGAUCAAUUUGUAUUGGCAGAGUUGCCUUCUCAGGAAAAUGACCCAGUUGCUUUUGAAGCUGUUCGUAGUCACAUGAUGUAUGGUCCAUGUGGCCAGCUUAACACUUUAAGUCCAUGUAUGCACAAUGGAAGUUGUUCUAAAGGGUAUCCUAAGGAAUAUUGCGAUGAAACUUUCAUUAGGCGUGAUGGUUGGCCCUGUUAUAAAAGGUCUAGCGAUGGUUCGAAAGUUAAAGUUGGUAAUGAGGAUAUCAUGCUUGAUAACCGAUACGUUGUUCCUCAUAAUGUCGAUUUGCUUGUCAAAUAUGGUUGUCAUAUAAAUGUUGAGUAUUGCAACCAAGGCAGUCUGAUUAAGUAUCUUUUUAGUUACAUUAAUAAAGGCCAUGAUCGUGCCACUGCUGUUUUAGAAGGUCCAGAUAGAACACGAUCUUUUAUAUCGAUGUUGCACAACGAGAAUGAGAUCGAAGAAUAUAUUAAUUGUCGUUACAUUUCUGUAUCAGAAGCAUGUUGGAAAUUGUUGGGAUUUGAGAUGCAAUAUCGCUCGGUUGCAGUAGAAAGACUACCAUUUCAUGAAGAGGAUUGUCAAAGAGUUUACUUUAGAGAAGAUGAUGAUAUUGCAGAAGUUCUGGAUAGGAGGGUAUCUGCGGUGUCUAAGUUUACUGAAUGGAUGAGAGCAAAUCAAUUAUAUGCAGAAGCCCGAUUGUUAACUUAUUCAGACUUCCCGACGAAGUUUACAUGGCAUGAAAAAGGGGAUGUUAAGGAAUGGAGGCCACGUAAAAAUGGUUUGGUUAUUGGUCGGUUAUAUUUUGUAAAUCCAAAUGAAGGAGAAAGAUUGCUUGAUAAUGAAGAUCUAAUGUUCUCGCAUGAUGAGUUGGUAAACUACACUCUGCUUUAUAUCGAUAAUAUUUUAUAUGGGAAUUGUCGUUCGUUGGUUGAUUUCCCCAAUCUACCUCAGUUAAACCAUAGUUUGUUAAGUAUAGGUUCGAAUAGGUUAAUUGUUGCUGAGCGGACAUACAACGUCGAAGAAGAAAUAAGGAUUUUCAAUGAGCUUUACAGUGGUUUAAAUGUGCAACAGAAAGAAGUUUAUACUAUUAUAAUUAAUGCUGUCAAUAAAAAGACAGAUCUCGCAGAGUUGAUUAAUAUUGUUGAGUUGAUUAUUUGGGACGAAGCUCCACUACAACAUCGUUAUUCAUUUGAAGCUGUUGAUCGUGCAUUUCGUGAUGUAUGUCGUUAUUAUGUUGUUGGAUCUGAAAACAAAGUGUUCGGAGGGAAAGUGGUAGUUCUUGUGGGUGAUUUUUGUCAAAUUUUGCCUGUUAUUCAACAUGGAUCCCGUUCUGAUGUUGUGUCCUCUUGUAUAAACAAAUCAGAAGGUCUAUGGAAUUCAUGUCGCUUUUUUGUUUUGACAACGAACAUGCGUUUGUCUGAUCAAAACAUUACUGGCGAUGAACUUAUAAAAAUGCGUGAAUUUAGUAAAUGGAUUCUUGAAAUGGGUGUUGGUCGGCUUCCUACGUGUACAGUUGAAGGUGAAGACGAUGGUACAUGGAUCACUAUACCUGAUGAUCUUCUUAUUCCUGUUGCUGAUAAUCCUAUUGAUGCUGUUACAUCCAUUGUAUUCCCAGAUAUUUUGAGUAGACUUAAUGACAUGUCUUACAUACAGGAACGAUGCAUCCUUUGCCCGACAAACGAUGAUGUUGACAUGAUCAAUUUACAUGUGCUUUCUAAGAUGUCUGGUGACAUGCAUGAAAUGUUAAGUGCUGAUGAGAUUUGUCGAAGUACUGAUAAUUUUGCCGAAUUGGAAAUUAUGUAUUCUUCAGAAUUUCUUAACACGUUGCGGUUCUCAGGAAUUCCAAACCAUGAGUUAAACUUAAAGGAAGACAUGACGAUCAGUUCCAAUUAUCUGAUGAUAAGUGAUUUGAGGCCUAACAUUACUGAUAAGUUGCAAGUACAUGUGAUGGUCUCACGUAAGUGGACAACAUACAACCCUUCAACAGAUCGUGUUUUCUCUUUAGAUCUAAUUCUUUGUGAUGAAAAUGGAUCUUCUAUUCAUGCAACCAUUGCAAGUUCAUUCAUGUGCAAGUUUACUGAUGUUGUACAAGAGGGAUGUGUUUAUAGGAUAUAUAAAUUCUCGGUUUUACCUUGUCAAUCAUUAUAUCGGCCACUUCGUAAGGACAUCUUUAUUAAAUUUCUUGCUGAUACGUCAAUUGCUGCUUCCCACUUGCCAUCAACACUCUUUCAACGUUAUGUUUUUGACUUAUUUCCGUUCAAUGAGCUUAGUUCACGUGUUGGUGACGACAAAUAUCUUACAGAUGUCAUUGGGAAUCUUUGUGAGUGGGGUUCUCUUGAGGAAACAGCACGACCAUCUAACUCAUGUAAAGUUGGAUUGCGAAAGAUUGUUCUUUCUGAUCAAAGUCAAGCGAUGCAUGUCUUGCUUCAAUCGGAGAGGCAAGUUGAAUGUCCUUCUGUGGCAACCAUAGAAAAUAUGUAUAGUGAUAUACAAAAAGGCGUCAUUGAGGAUGACUUACGUAAUGUCAAAGAUGAGGGUUUCAGUGCUUCUAUUUCGGAAUUAAAUCAUAUGGAAUGUAAAGAUGAUGAUGUUGGUUUAUUUUCGAUUCAAACAAAUGUUGUUGAAUCAGUGUCACCUAAAUCAGCAACAUCAACAAUAAAGGUCGUUUGUGAUAAUCAUCAGGUUGAUGUUUCUGACAAGCUCAUUUAUAAAGAUGCUUCUGCUAAUAUGAAAGAUGUUGCUAUUGUGGCACCUAUGUAUGAGGUUGGUGACGAUACUAUUGAAGAUGAUAUUUCUAAGACACAUAUCUCCAUAUGUGGUUUACAAGAUGGUGGAGAAAGUGAAGUUGGUGAUGAUACUAUUAAAGAUGAUAUGUCUAAGACACCUAUCUCCAUAUGUGGAUUACAAGAUGGUAGAGAAAGUGAAGAUGUUUGUGCUGUUAUUGAAGUUGAUUCUUCUGAAAAAUCGUUUAUCGGAUCCUCAAUAACACCAAUGAAGCGUCGAUUUCCACGAUUGCGUGACGAGUCUUUUGAAGAUGAUAUUGUUGGUUGA